Gryllus bimaculatus (two-spotted cricket) is the source of this 373-nucleotide messenger RNA. The record is from the annotation of a GenBank genome assembly. NCBI's taxonomy places the organism in Eukaryota, Metazoa, Arthropoda, Insecta, Orthoptera, Gryllidae.
GCUCCCGUGGCGCCCGCCGCCGCCCCCGGCGCGCAUGCGUACUUCCUGCCCGCGCAGCACCCCUCCGCCCCCGCCGCCGCCGCCGCCGGCCCGGUCGUCUACACGCAAGCCCCAGCCUACUACCACCAACAGCAGACGCACCCAGCGCCGGCGCAGUCGCACCAGACGUUGCGACACGCAGACCGGGCCACGGCGCAACCCACUCGCGCGCCGCAGACCAAGGCUUGAAGCACGCGCGGACUCUCCCAUAAACAUGUGACAAGAGAUGCAUGUCUUCAAUCAUGUGACCAUGACUUCAUUUCAUCAUCAUCAUCUUUACAUUGUUUUGUAUAUACAUUUUGCGAUCGUAUGUUUAAACUGUAUGAAUGAAUAA